AGGCGGAGUAUCUUAUCACUUUGUUCAAUGUCACCACUAUUUGCGAGAGCAAGAACCUUGGUACCCUGUACAGAAAUGGUUGAAUGGAACAUAAUUAGUGCAUGUAAUAUGUACGCUCUAAGAUUGAUUAUUUUAUAAGCUUUAUAAGCUUACCUCCUCAUCCUGCAAUAUAAAAGGUCUGUACUUGUUAGGGCUCGUCAUUGAGUCUUUGAUGUUCCGUUUCUCCACAACUCUAACCUUACAUGUCCAUUCCUUUUUGUUGUCAUUUAUUCCACUGAUCAUUCCACCAUACGUGUCCAUUCCUUUUUGUUGUCAUUUGACUUUAGGAUUAAGAGUUUGGGUCUAUCUUUGCGAUGGGGUUUUGUAUCUGGGUCACUAAAAUUAAUAAUUUAGGGCUGGGUUUUGGUGCUGGUUUUUGGGGCUCGUUGGUUGGGUUUUGAGUUUUGGGUUUAGACUUUGGGUUUGUUUUCGUGUCGGGUCACAAAAAUUAAAACUAAAAGAUCGUUGAAGGAAGACACAUAUUGUGAACCUAGGUAUUACGACACAACCUAAUAUGAUAAAAUAAAUUGGAAAUUGAGAAAGUUAAACAUAGUUCUGAACAAAAAAUGAUUUAUGAUUUU
This is a messenger RNA of Cuscuta campestris, 620 nucleotides long. The record is from the annotation of a GenBank genome assembly. NCBI's taxonomy places the organism in Eukaryota, Viridiplantae, Streptophyta, Magnoliopsida, Solanales, Convolvulaceae.